AUGUUCAAAUCAUCGCUGCAAGCGCAUAAGCGCAUUGCUUUUGCAUGUCACCGGAGAGCAGCAUCAUUCUCUUUUCUGCCAUCUCUCAAGAUUCGUGUAACCGUUAAUGCAGCCAAUAGCUUUCAUCAUGCGUACUCUACUAAACCCCUCCCAAAGCUCACUGCUGAAUCAUAUCCUAACGUUACGCGUUCUUCGAGCUUCAAAGAGUUAUCCCCAGAGGAUAUGAAGUUUUUUAGAUCAGUUCUUUCAGAACAAGAGAUUCUUUCUUCGACGAACGAAGAAGAUCUGGCAUUUUUCAACGAAGAUUGGAUGAGGAAAUACAGAGGCCAGUCAAAGUUGGUAUUGAGGCCAAAGACGGUUGAACAAAUCUCCAAGAUCUUGAAAUACUGUAACGAGAACAAACUAGCGGUCGUUCCUCAAGGUGGUAACACAGGAUUGGUUGGUGGGUCCAUCCCAGUGUUUGAUGAAAUCGUACUAAGCUUGACCCAACUCAACAAGAUUAGGGACUUUGAUCCUGUGAGCGGUAUUUUAAAAUGUGAUGCAGGUGUCAUUUUGGAAAAUGCGGAUGCUUUUCUAGCAGAACAUGGUUACAUCUUUCCUCUAGACUUGGGAGCCAAGGGUUCUUGUCACGUCGGUGGUGUUGUAGCGACAAAUGCAGGCGGCUUGAGACUUCUCCGCUAUGGGUCCUUACAUGGUACUGUACUAGGCUUGGAAGUAGUUCUUCCUAACGGUGAGAUCAUGGACAGCAUGCAUUCCUUGAGGAAAGACAAUACUGGGUAUGAUCUCAAACAAUUAUUCAUUGGGUCCGAGGGUACUAUUGGUGUGGUGACAGGUGUUUCAAUCCUAACUCCACCUCGUCCAAAGGCUUUUAAUGUCAGUUUCUUGGGUGUUGAAAGUUUUGACGCUGUUCAGAAAGUGUUUGUACGGGCCAAACAGGAACUAUCCGAAAUUUUAUCUGCCUUCGAGUUCAUGGAUUUGAACUCACAAAAGUUGACGAAACUUCAUCUCAAAGAAGCCAUUCACCCUCUAGAGGAAGAGUAUCCAUUUUACAUUCUGAUCGAAACUUCCGGCUCGAACAAGGAACACGACGAUGCUAAGUUGGAAGCUUUUCUGGAAAAAACCAUGGAGGAGGGACUAGUGCUUGAUGGUGUCGUGGCGCAGGACGAGACCGAACUGCGUAACUUGUGGCAAUGGAGAGAAAUGGUCCCUGAAUCUAGCCAGGCCGGAGGUGGUGUGUACAAGUAUGACGUAUCUCUUCCAUUGAAGGACCUAUAUUCUUUGGUAGAAGCCGCUAACCAAAGACUGGAAGAAAAGGGCCUAUUAAGCCCAGAUGAUGCUUCAAAGCCCGUGAUCAGUGCCGUCGGCUACGGACAUGUCGGUGACGGUAACCUUCACUUGAAUGUUGCUGUGAGAGAAUACACGAAGGAUGUCGAGAAUGCCCUCGAGCCAUUUGUUUAUGAGUUUGUUUCAUCGAAGAGCGGUUCUAUCAGUGCAGAACAUGGUCUUGGCUUCCAGAAAAAGAAUUAUAUUGGUUACUCGAAGAGCGAACAAGAAAUCAAGAUGAUCAAAGACCUAAAGUCACAUUACGAUCCAAACUCUAUUCUCAACCCUUAUAAAUACGUUUAA
This is a messenger RNA of Lachancea fermentati, 1626 nucleotides long. NCBI's taxonomy places the organism in Eukaryota, Fungi, Ascomycota, Saccharomycetes, Saccharomycetales, Saccharomycetaceae. The record is from the annotation of a GenBank genome assembly.